This is a messenger RNA of Musa acuminata AAA Group (dessert banana), 2983 nucleotides long. RefSeq lists its product as uncharacterized. Lineage: Eukaryota; Viridiplantae; Streptophyta; Magnoliopsida; Zingiberales; Musaceae. The record is from RefSeq and is a predicted model, not a curated record. The transcript has 8 exons. The coding region runs from base 86 to 2056 and encodes 656 amino acids.
UCCGCCAUUGCAAUCACUCGCGCUCUUUAACUUGGCCCCGCUGCCUCGAGGGUGCAUUCGGAGGGGUAGUGCGAAGGAGGCGACGAUGCCCGUAAUAGAGUUGAGGUUCGAAGGGCAGGAGGUGGGGGAGCGGCGGAAGUCGAGGUCCGGUGGGCGGCAUAGGCGGAGACGAGGCGGAGAUGGCAGCAGCCCCGACUCCUUGAUCCACUACUACUCCGACCGUCACUCUUCCAACGGGAACAGAGAGGGGUUCGUCGUCGUCGGCGGAGGCGGCAGUCUCUUCUCCCCAGCCGCCGGGAGUGUCGCCGACCGCUGCUCCUUCGGAUCCGACCCCGACGCCUUCUUCUCCGCUUUGCCCUUGGCGGGAUGCGAGCGUGCCGGUGGUGGCCCUCCGACGGACCCAGAUCCAAAGGGAAGGCCCUUCCCUCCUCUCCCUUCUCCUGAUAUGCUCGCCCCCUCUCCAUGUCACAGCCUUCCCCCACCUAAUUCCCCCAGAGGUCUGACAGUGCCAUCUGAGGACCUAGAACAGAGUGGAGAAGAAGACGAAGGGAAAGAGGAGGAGGAGGGGGAGGAGGAAGAAGAAUAUUUGGACCCGUCAAAGCAUUCCUUCUCCCACGCUCUCAGAGAAUGCCAGAACAGGCGGUGCAGAUCUGAGGCUGUUGAUUUGCCUGGUAGGAAGCCACAGAGGCCGCAGCAAUUGUUGCUCGAUUUCCACGGCCAGAGCGCCGAUGUGUCUGUCCUGUCACCACGUUUCCUUGCUGCGGGUUUAACAGGGAUGAAGAAGAGCUCUGCUGCCUCGUCUCGCAGCAGAUCUGGCACGUUCCCGAGCCCCGGGACUCCAAACUACGGGCACGGUGCAGGGGCAGCUGCAUUCCAUAAGGGCUGGAGCUCGGAGCGGGUGCCUCUGCCAACGCGUAGCAACCGCAGGUAUGGGGGUAGCGGUGUGUUGUUACCCUUCACCAAUGGAAGGACCUUGCCCUCGAAAUGGGAGGACGCGGAGAGAUGGAUCUUCAGUCCGGUCUCAGGAGAAGGGGUUGGGAGGUCGUCAGUGCCCCCGUCACAUCACAGGCGGCCCAAGUCAAAGAGCGGUCCGCUCGGAGCUCCUGCUGGAGUAGUUGGUGCCUAUUCAUCGGCAUCGCCACUGGUUCCUUGCUUUGAUAGCAGCAGGGUUGGGAAUUUCGCUGGGAACUCACCUUUCAUGGCAGGAGUUUUGUUGACAGAACACAGCUUCUGCGGCAAUGAUGGUAGAGGAGAAGGUGGUGGUAGUGGUGGUAGAUGCACUCGAAGAGUUGGUGAUGGCGCAGAAGCUCAUUCAGCUGACGGUGGGGCUUAUAUAGUCCAAUCUGCUGGCAUCCAUGGGUGGUCAGAUACGUUGAUCGAGUCUUCUUCCUCAGUGCCCAGCUCUCGGGAUGAGAAAUUUGAAGGUACCAGAGAGACAGCUUCCACAGUCUCGGCCUCAGUUUUGAGGAAGGAUAUGGCAACACAAAUGAGUCCAGAGGGAAGUACACCAUCUUCUCCUAAGCAGGGGCCAUCUUCCCCCUCUCCAGAUUUGGUCCCUUGCAUUGAAGAGCUAGAGAGCCACUUUUCAAAGCUUGAGGUUAGGGAUGUGCAGGUAGAUGAUCGGGUUACUGUAACCAGAUGGUCCAAGAAACACAUAGCACGGGGCUCUGGUAGGUGUUCAGCGAGCAUCAUAGAAUGGAAGAAGAAGACUGUGGAGGCAAAUACAUCUGCUUGGGAAAUUGCAGAGACGACAAAAUCCAUAUCAAAGUACAAGAGAGAAGAAGCCAAGAUCACAGCAUGGGAAAACUUGCAGAAGGCAAAAGCUGAGGCAGAGAUCAGGAAACUAGAGAUGAAACUAGAAAAGAAAAGAUCUUCCUCGAUGGAGAAAAUUCUAAACAAACUUAGAUCAGCUCAGAAGAAAGCACAGGAGAUGAGAAGUGCAGUGACUGCCAACCAAGCGAUGCACAUAGCAAAGACUACCAAAAAGGGUUCAUACUUUCGCAAGAAUGGGCAGAUCAGUUCUCUUAGUGGCUGCUUUACUUGCCAUGCCUUCUAGUCCUUCCUCGUUUUCACCAUAAGCUUCUUUCAGUGUAAGUGAUUGAUGAUAAUGUUUGCCGAAGAUGUGGAAAUGAAGAUGGAAGCCUUAGUGGCAUAUUUCUGUGCUGUAUAAUAUGUCAGAAUCUUCUAUAUAUCCAGUAGUUUCAAAGGUAUUGUCAUUUUAAGCUGCUCAGAGGUAAUGUGCUUAUGAGAACAAAUAAGAAGGUCCAGCUCUUGCACAAAUUGCAAAUAAUGGUCUUCUAUCAUAACGAAGCUUGGAAAAGCAAAGCAUGAGGAGCUUUCUUUAUAAAAUACACUAAACAUCAAGUUGAAUACUGGAUAUCUGCGAGCAUUCUUCACAAUUUUUCCUGUUUGCCCUAUGGAUGGGACUGCAUGAAGGCAUUGCUUGGAGAAGUCCAAUGUCAGUUGAGAAAUAUGGUCUGCCAGAUAGGUCUCUUGCUGAGAAGACAAUUUUGCCACUAGGUUUGGAGACAUUGCAUUGGCGACACACUAUGUUAAUCAAAUUUAUCAAUUACAUAUAUGCUGGAGACUCUACUUCAUGUUUUGGUGAAUUAGAAGUCAGGUUUAUGCAGUUUAAACCUUCUUUAUAGCAACUUCACAGCAUAGAAUGAUUGUGCACUGGUGGAAUGAGGACUAAUGGGUUCUUUAACAGAAAGAACAAGGGGCUCAAUAAGCUUGCUGAAUUGGCAUUUAGGUGAAGAUUCAUUUUGGUUCAGCUGCUACCGCGAAUGAUGAUACUAGGGACUUGUCCAAAACAUUCAGAUUCAUCCGUCAUGUGGUGACCUGCUCUAUACUGCUAUCCUCUUAAAUGAUGAUAUGUGCUGCUUCCACUUAAGAUUGUAUUCUGUUUUGUCAUCAGUGCUUCUGGUCCAAAUGGGAUAAUGUGACAUUUAUAAUCAAUUAUCUAUCAUCUUUUUGUUUCUAA